AUGACCAGCUACAUCACAACCCACAACGCUACCGGCGAAGCCAUCUUUUCUCCUAAAGUCAUCACAGGCCUACCAAAAAUCCUCGUCCAAUCCGGCGAAGAAGAAAAGGGCGCCUUACAAAUAAUCUACGACAACGACACCCUCCGGCCCAACCUCUCCAACGAGACCGACAUCGACACAUACGUAGAACUUCGCACCAAGGGCUAA
Molecule: messenger RNA, 207 nt
Organism: Fulvia fulva
Lineage: Eukaryota; Fungi; Ascomycota; Dothideomycetes; Mycosphaerellales; Mycosphaerellaceae
Exons: 1
Coding region: 1-207 (68 amino acids)
Source: RefSeq, a predicted model, not a curated record